Pimephales promelas (fathead minnow) is the source of this 877-nucleotide messenger RNA. The record is from RefSeq and is a predicted model, not a curated record. NCBI's taxonomy places the organism in Eukaryota, Metazoa, Chordata, Actinopteri, Cypriniformes, Leuciscidae.
ACAGUAUUUUAUCUUGAGAGCUCACUACUCAUCUUCUUCACCAUGACCAUCAUCAUCUCUCUGCUCCUGCUGGCCUCUCUGCUGCCACACCUGAGCUUCACUGCUCAUGUGAAUGUGGGUAUAGUGAACGGCACAGAAGCCAAACCCCACUCCAGACCUUACAUGGUUUCAAUUCAGAAGAACUGGCUCCAUUCGUGCGGUGGAUUCCUCAUUUCUGAUCAGUUUGUCUUGACGGCUGCACAUUGCCAAAACAAACUGGAGAGUUUGACCGUUGUGGUUGGUGCUCAUGACUUAAAAAACACAACUGAGGGUUCAGUCCGCAUCAGAGUAAAGUCCUACCACCAGCAUCCAGACUUUACCGUGGAACCUGUUAUGAAUGACAUAAUGCUUUUAAUGCUGGAUAAAAAGGUUACACAAAACGAGAAAGUCAACUGGAUUUCCAUACCAAUGAAAGAAGAGGACAAUGAAGUGCAUUCUGUGUGCAGUGUUUCAGGCUGGGGAAGACUGAAAACUAACGGCUCACUUAGCAAUCGUCUCAUGGAGACAUAUGUGAAGAUCAUAAAUAACACAAAUUGUGAAAAUAAAUGGGGAAAAGAUGACUAUUCAACUUCACAGAUGAUGUGUACAUCUGGUGAUGGAGGAAGUUGCACCGGGGAUUCAGGAGGUCCUUUGGUUUGUGGAGAAACUGCAGUUGGCGUCACAUCCUUCGGAGACCCAGAUCUCUGUAAUUCACCUAAACUACCUGAAGUUUAUAUGAAGGUGUCAGCAUAUCUUCCAUGGAUACAUACGUUUAUUGGUUAACAUUUGUUUGUUAAAAUUUUCUUGAUUUAGUCUUAAAUAUCUCCAAAUUGUUUCAAUAAAAACAUCAUAUCAAUCA